AUCCCUUCCUUUGUGAUUUCCCCCAAUUUCACUUUUCUUCGCACACCCACUACUUUGAUUGCUGAAAAAGUUUGUUGGGGUUGAAAGAAACAGACAGAAAUCCCAGAGAGAGAAAAGGGCGUUUUUAGGGUUCUUUCGUUCAAUUUGCAAGAAAUCAAAUCCAUUCUACAACACAAUUAUACCUCCUUCCUUUUUUCGUGUUCGUCUCCUCCGAGUUUCCCAUCGAUUUUCCCUACCUUUUUUCUCGAUGUUGUUCAAAAACAUGUGAAUUCAUGGCCUGAUUAUGUUCUUGAAUGGUUCGUGUUCGAUUCUCCGUCGAUGAAAUUAGAGAUUAAGUAUCGGGAAUUCGUUUGAUUUUAUGGGGUUUUCGUUGGAUGAAAUUUGAGAUUUAGGGCUUGAUUUUGAUAAUUUCUUCUAAUUGAGGAUCUCUUCUUGAAAGUAGGUGGGGUUUUGGUGAAAUUUGUGUUUUGUAGAGAUGUAUAUUGAGGAACUGAAAGAGGGUGGCGAUGGCGAUGGCGAUGGUGAUGGGUGUCGGGAUGUGUAUGUUGAAUUUUCCGGCGAUGGUGCAGUGGUGGUCUCCAAUACGAAAAGGGUGUUGGUCGGAGCAGGUGCUCGUGCUCUGUUUUAUCCAACGUUGUUGUAUAAUGUUGUCAGAAACAAGAUUCAAAACGAGUUCCGGUGGUGGGAUAGGAUUGAUCAGUUCAUAUUGUUAGGUGCCGUACCGUUUCCUACUGAUGUUUUACGCUUGAAGGAACUUGGCGUUAAUGGCGUCGUUACACUUAAUGAAUCAUACGAGACUUUGGUUCCAACGUCACUCUAUCAUGCUCAAGGAAUUGAUCAUUUGGUGAUUCCGACACGAGAUUAUCUAUUUGCUCCAUCAUAUGACGAUAUUUGCAAGGCUGUGGAGUUCAUCCAUGAGAAUGCAUUUGCUGGCAAAACAACAUACGUCCAUUGUAAGGCUGGGCGGGGGCGAAGUACAACCGUCGUUCUUUGUUACUUGGUGAAGCACAAGCAGAUGACACCUGAUGCUGCAUACGAAUACGUGAAGUCGAUUCGACCAAGGGUGCGGUUAGCCGCAUCCCAGUGGCGGGCUGUUCAAGACUACCAUCUUAGAAUAAAAGAACACCCAAAGGUCUCGACCUUCACACCCAAAUUGGAUUUUGAACCGUUUGAUGAUGCAGCCGUUGUGUUGGUAGCAGAAUCGGAUCUCGAGGGUUACAAUGAGAGUUUUGACAACUACAUUCUAGCGGAAUUGAGCUUGGUUUGUAGGGCACAGUUUGCGAGUCAGGCGGCCAUGGCUAGACUUUCUUGCUUGUGGCUCCGAUGUCAUGAUGCUGUUCAGAAAAUUCCGAUUCCAAUUCCGACAAAGGAAUUGGGCGGUUCUGAACAGAUCCAGGUUCAUUAAGCUGUCUGUAGGAAUGGUGCAAACCAAACGUACAGAUGAAGUUACGAUUUCCGAAGUGUUUACAUGGAGAGUCUAAGUGUCUUUGUUACGUAUAAAGGAAUAACAACCGAAGAUGUAAAUUAUAAGCCAAAAGAAACAAAUGGUUUGUGUGUGUA
Cynara cardunculus var. scolymus (artichoke) is the source of this 1560-nucleotide messenger RNA. RefSeq names its product putative dual specificity protein phosphatase DSP8. Gene Ontology annotation, biological process: protein dephosphorylation. The transcript has 6 exons. Bases 476 to 1405 code for a protein of 309 amino acids. The record is from RefSeq and is a predicted model, not a curated record. Gene Ontology annotation, molecular function: protein tyrosine/serine/threonine phosphatase activity; phosphatidylinositol-4,5-bisphosphate 5-phosphatase activity. Lineage: Eukaryota; Viridiplantae; Streptophyta; Magnoliopsida; Asterales; Asteraceae.